Terrapene triunguis (Three-toed box turtle) is the source of this 4981-nucleotide messenger RNA. It is a transcript of the gene DCLK2, whose product is annotated as doublecortin like kinase 2. NCBI's taxonomy places the organism in Eukaryota, Metazoa, Chordata, Testudines, Emydidae. The coding region runs from base 347 to 2488 and encodes 713 amino acids. Gene Ontology annotation, biological process: protein phosphorylation; intracellular signal transduction. The record is from RefSeq and is a predicted model, not a curated record. Gene Ontology annotation, molecular function: protein kinase activity; ATP binding. The transcript has 17 exons.
GCGCCUGGCCGCGAGAUGCGGAGUUAGGCUUUCCUUAGGCAGGCAGCAGGAUGCGUGUGUGAGUGGGUGCAUGUGUGCCUUAAGAGGGGGGCAAAGAUCAUCACACCGCAGGACAGCUAGUCCCAAGGGCAACGUUGGCGCUCAGGGGUGUAAAUACUGAGCAGGGUAGGUGCAGCUCUCGCGCCAGAUCCCUCCAGGCGGGGUGGCUCGGCGUGAUGCUAAAUUAGGUGUGCGCUGUAUCUGCAUGCCCUGAGCCAGGCUUAGCGGCAGGUUUCGGGGGACUCGGCCCCGUGGAGUCUGGGGGAAAAGCAGGGGGACUAGCUGUUGGAAGGGGGAGGUGCAAUAAAUGGCCAGCAACAGGAGCAUUGAGCUGGAGCACUUUGAGGAGCGGGACAAAAGGCAGCAGCGCUCGGGGGCCCGCAGAGCGGGGACCGGCUCGAGUUGCAGCAGCAGCUCCGGGCCCAAGGGGAACGGGCUCAUCCCAAGCCCCGCGCACAGCGCCCACUGCAGCUUCUACCGCACGCGGACGCUGCAGGCCCUCAGCUCGGAGAAGAAAGCAAAGAAAGCCCGGUUCUACCGCAAUGGGGACAGGUACUUCAAGGGCUUGGUGUUUGCCGUUUCCAGCGACCGCUUUCGCUCCUUCGAUGCUCUCCUGAUCGAACUCACCAGGUCGCUGUCGGACAAUGUGAACCUGCCCCAGGGGGUCCGCACCAUCUACACCAUUGAUGGCAGCAGGAAACUCACCAGCUUGGAGGAGCUAGUGGAAGGUGAAAGUUAUGUAUGUGCAUCCAAUGAACCAUAUCGCAAAGUUGAUUAUACCAAGAAUGUCAAUCCAAACUGGUCUGUGAAUAUUAAGACUGGGUCUGCUCGAUCCUUGACAUCUCUGACAUCGAUGAAAAGUGAAAUGAAGGAGAGUAAAGAUUUCAUUAAACCCAAACUGGUGACUGUUAUUCGGAGUGGAGUGAAGCCACGGAAAGCUGUGAGAAUUCUGCUGAAUAAAAAGACUGCUCAUUCCUUUGAACAGGUUUUGACUGACAUCACAGAAGCCAUUAAGUUAGAUUCAGGCAUUGUCAAGAGACUUGUAACACUAGAUGGGAAGCAGGUUACCUGCUUGCAGGACUUUUUUGGAGAUGAUGAUGUUUUCAUUGCCUGCGGACCUGAGAAAUAUCGUUAUGCUCAAGAUGACUUUGUACUGGAUCAUAGUGAAUGUCGUGUUAUGAAGUCGUCAUAUUCCCGUUCACCUGGUACACCAAGACAAUCUGGAUCCAAAAGCCCAGGACCCUCACGUCGAAGCAAGUCACCUGCUUCAGUAAAGAGGGGUGGCCACUACUCCAGUGCUUAUUCUACAGCAAAAUCCCCAGUCAAUGGAACACCCAGCAGUCAGAUAUCCACUCCAAAAUCUACUAAGUCCUCCAGCUCUUCACCAACCAGCCCAGGGAGCUUUCAUGGACUCAAGAUUCCUCCACACUGUGGCUCUUCUUCCAAUGUGAAUGGUGUGCCUGAACUAUUCCAUUGCAUAAGUCCUGAAGGUGUGAAUGGAAACAAGUGCUCAGGGUCAUCCACUAUUCUUGAGAAAUACAGAGUGGGAAAGGUGAUUGGUGAUGGCAAUUUUGCUGUAGUAAAGGAGUGCGUAGAACGAGCCACUGGAAAGGAGUUUGCACUGAAGAUUAUAGACAAGGCAAAAUGCUGUGGAAAGGAGCAUCUGAUAGAGAAUGAGGUAUCCAUACUGCGCCAAGUGAAACACCCCAAUAUUAUCAUGCUGAUAGAGGAGAUGGACACUCCAACAGAACUCUAUCUGGUAAUGGAGUUAGUUAAGGGAGGAGACCUAUUUGAUGCUAUCACUUCUUCAACAAAGUAUACAGAGAGAGAUGGUAGCGCAAUGGUCUACAAUCUAGCCAGUGCACUGAAAUACCUCCAUGGUCUCAACAUUGUGCACAGAGACAUUAAGCCAGAGAAUCUCCUGGUAUGCGAGUAUUCAGAUGGAACAAAGUCCUUGAAGCUAGGGGACUUUGGACUGGCCACAGUGGUUGAAGAACCCUUGUAUACAGUCUGUGGCACCCCUACAUAUGUGGCUCCAGAAAUCAUUGCAGAGACAGGAUAUGGCUUAAAGGUGGAUAUAUGGGCUGCAGGUGUGAUCACAUACAUACUGCUUUGUGGAUUCCCACCUUUUCGCAGUGAGAACAAUCUUCAGGAAGAUCUCUUUGAUCAGAUCCUCAUUGGAAAGCUAGAGUUUCCCUCUCCGUACUGGGAUAACAUCACUGACUCAGCUAAGGAGUUAAUUAGUCUGAUGCUACAGGUAAACGUAGAAGCUCGAUAUACAGCAGCACAGAUCCUAGGCCAUCCCUGGGUGUCCGAUGAUGCCUCGCAGGAGAAUAAUAUGCAAGCUGAAGUAACAGGUAAACUGAAGCAGCACUUUAACAACAUGCUACCCAAGCAGAACAAUACAACCGCUGGGGUCUCUGUCAUCAUGUUUGACUUGACAGUUUGAGAGGGACUUCAGCGCUUCAUUCUUUAUACAGUUGAGACUGGAUAAGCCUGAAGCUGAAAGCUGGUACAAAACUUAAUAAGAGCAAUUUUAAUUCUAACUCUCAGCCCCUCUCCAAUUUGCAUGCCACUUAAGCUUGUCUCAAAUCUCUGACACAGUACAGCAUCUGGCUUCUUCUUGGUGUGGGUUUUUUCUGUUACCUAUGUAGCCAAUGAAAACUUAUUUUUGUUUAUCUCCCUUUAACAAGUAGUAAGGAAAAUUCAUAUCUGCCUAGUUCUGUAACUGAAUAUGCAGGGAAGACUAGGGAUAAUGUCUGAGUCUUCUAUUAAGAUACUUAGUGGAAAAAGGAACCUUAUAAGAAUUUAGUCCCAAACCUUUUUUCUGCCUCAUCUUUGCGCUGGUUUAUCUACAGUUCAGAGUUUGUGUUAUCAAGUCCCUUAAACGUAAUGUAGCAUCACAAAGCCAUAUCACUUUCUCUUUUAUGUGUGAGGAAACUGUUCAAUGAAAACCCUCUAUAGCAUGAUGUAGCCACUUAGUUCUAAUACAGGUUCUUUGAAAACCUUAGAGAAGAAGUUCAGCCGCAGUUAGUACAGAUACAAUGAGGAGUCCUUGUGGCACCUUAGAGACUAACAAAUUUAACACGGAUGACACCAUCAUGUGGUAGAUAAGUGGAACUGCACAAGAAAUCUGCUUCCUGCUGCCUUCAACAGGGAAAGCACUAUUUCUGCUGCUAAGAAUGUCUUGCUGUAAAAUCCUUUUAUUUACAGACUUUUUUAAGAAUUUCAAUAUUAUUUUUAAAUCUAAAUUUGUUUCAAUGAUGAUAGUUCUGCUUAAAAGUAAGUGUAGUUUCUAUCCCUUGCUUCCUUCCUUUUUCCUCCUUUCCCAAUGCCUGCAUUGCUUUCCUCUGAGUAGGUCCAAGGCAAUGGUAUGUACUAACUGCAAUGUUUUGUUCUGCUGCACAAAAUACAUGUUCUGAGUUUGACAAAGGAAAAAGGAGAAAUAACAGCUAUCCUGAAAUGGGCAGAAUUUUAGAACUGCAUAAAAGUGAAAGAACAUCUUUCAGUGAUGUUCCAGAUAACCAUUUGCCAUUUUACUUGGUGACUUUUAUAUCUCUGAAACUUUUAUGCAAAUCUAGGCAGAGUGGUUAUUUUUCACCUUGCAAAACAUCAGAUUUUGUGAAAGGGAAGGUUGGAGGCAAGACGGCCCAUACUGCUUCCAAGUAAAUGGCUAUCUUUGAAAAAUGUGUGUGCCUUCGAGCUUGUCUACACAUUAAAGCUAGUCCAGAAUAAGGUAAGUGUAACUUUAACUAUUCCUGAUUUAUUCUGGACUAACUUUCACAAGUGGGCUUGUGAAAUGAGCAGUGUUAUCCAAACAACUCCCCAAGCCACCCAAUUAUAGCUUUGGGACUAUAUAGCAGAAUGUAGGGCAGGAAAGAAGUGGGCAAGCAUGAGAGUCAGCACCUAGUAAGCUGGAUCCUGUCAUGCACCAUUGAUGCUUAUGGCCUCUAUGCUGCUCAGAACCAGUCAUUGGAGUGAUCAGCAGUAUAGAAUAAUCUCCCUCAGGAAAAACAUCAUUAAACCUGCUGAGCUGGGCCCCAGCCAGUUGCAAAUAGGUAACCAAAUACUAAGUCAGUAUUGAAGCCUAACUGAAGAUGCUCCCUUCUCCAAUGACCUGCUUAGGGACAGGCCCUCCAGUUAACUUGAAGGUACUUCUGUAAAUUAAACUUUUAGUUAGUUUAAUUUAUCUUGCAGAGGUGUUAGGUACUUUAAAAAAAAAAAAAAAUCUCAGGGCAGAUACUCUACAAUUCCCCUAGUGCAUCUUAAUCCCCCAUGCUUCCACUGCUAUCUUGUUAAUUAUCCAACAACUAUUUCCAGUAAAAUGCAGCUUCAUGCAAAUUUAACACCCAGAACAAAGUAUGAGAGGAAGAGUGUUCUAGUUUAAAUGAGGAAACAAAUUCCUGAGACCUCCAUUGCAAGCUCCUGUGGCUACCUGGGAUUUGUCACAGGCUUAUGAAAUGUGUGUGCUCCUUGUUAAAAUAUUGGCAGCACAGUCACACUCUGAAUUUUGGUGAAAAUGAAUCCUUAGAACUUACUCCCCAUAUGGUGGUGUAACCAUGCCUGCCUGCUUAUCCACAUCAGACUUGUAAUAAAAAAAAAAAAAGUUAAAACUUUGUAAGUACUUCAUCAAACUUGGUUCUAUUAAUGACCUGCUGGAUGCUGUGGCGUGUAUAGGAGAUAAGUUAUCCCUCUGAUCACCAAAACACCCUACAAUUCAUUAAGAUUUCUGAUGUUAUUUCUCCUUUUUCUGAGUCUAAUGCAUGCCCCAAAUGUGUGUCGUGCAAUGUUUUAAUGGGGCAGGUAAUAUGGGUCAUUGAUGUAACUGUUUUUGUCUUUUACCUUCCUUUUUAGAACACAGCUCUAGAUAAGGAAAGUCAGAUUUUCUGCAACAAGCACUCUCAGGACUCUAGUAGAGCUGGUAUGCAGAAAACUUCUGUGA